Molecule: messenger RNA, 981 nt
Organism: Rhizophagus irregularis DAOM 181602=DAOM 197198
Lineage: Eukaryota; Fungi; Glomeromycota; Glomeromycetes; Glomerales; Glomeraceae
Source: RefSeq, a predicted model, not a curated record
AUUUUUAUAUAAUACAUCGUAUGAACGAUCGACAAAUCCGUAUCUGAAUAAAUUAAAAGCCUAUUCGUCAAAACAAAGCCUUAAUAUGAGAAAGGUACACGACUUUCAGGAUCUUAUUAUGCUAAGCCUCUGCACAUUAUAAUAUACAUAUAAUCAAUAUGAAAUACAAAAAGCUUCUAUUCAUAUAAUGUUUCGAAAACAACUCAUCAUUUUAGCUAUUGUUAUUCUAGUUCUCUCCCCAACUUUUACCUAUUCUGCAGAUGAUGUAAUCAAAAAUGAUUUAUCUGGGGGCAGGAUAUUACUUUCUAUUGUCAAGAUGGAACAAGCCAAAGUUGUUGCUCCCAACUAGCGCACCGAAUCUCAAGUGACCAUCUCUCCCGAUGCGCUUCAAUUGUUCUGAUAAAUCAUAGUGGUUAUAAUAUGACUUUGGAAGUUGAAAAUCUCGAAGAUGGCCGCUGGCUCACACAAGAAGAUUAUGUUCAUUAUGUUGGUGCCAACAGCACUAACAUAAACUGCCAGCCACGUAAUCUUACAGAUAAUGAGAACGAGACUAUUUCUAGUGUUACGAGUCAUUUUCUCGGUGGAGUGAAAGGCUUUGCUAGUUUCCUCAUACAUGACGAUAUGACGAGUAAAUUAAAUAUCUCCUGGGAAGUUCCUACAAUUGGCACACCUCAAUACGAAUUUAAUUUUCUUGGCGAAUUAUCUUAUCAGCAUUAUGUUGUUAAUAAGAACAAAACCUUUGAUGAUACAGUCUACCAAAUUAUAAUUAAUAAAAUUAAAAUUAAUGAAAAUAAGACAAUGUCACCACCCAUUUCAUUCAUUAUUGCCAUUGGGCUCCCUGUCAUUGUAGUAAUUAUUAUUGGAAUUCUUGUCAUAGCAUUAUGGUUUAACACACCUACACGUAUACAACCUAGGCCAGCGCCUGCAGGUUUUCACACACGUGGACAACGCAUUAGGCCAGGACCACCUGCAGAACACUGA